AUGGCUUCCAUCAAAGCAGGAGUUAACUUCACUUAUUUGAUGAAGUCUGGACAAUUUUCGGACCUUACGUUGGUAUGCCAGGGGGAAGAGUUCAAAAUCCACAGGUUUGUCGCCUGCUCGCAUUCGUCCGUGAUUGCCACCGCUCUUAAGGGAGAUUUCAAGGAGGCACAAUCUGGAGUCAUCACGGUUGAGUUAUUCGACGCGGACACAGUACGGCGAAUGGUUGAGUACAUGUACACAGAGGACUACGACCAAGGCAGAGAGAACAGCGAAGUUGCUACUCCUGUCGCUAUCGGAACGCCUAGCACUGUGCCAAGUAUUGCUCCUACCACAACGCCCAGCAAUGCACCCAGUGCUACGCUCAAUGCUACUGCAAAUGGUCAAAGCAGCUCGGCUAUAGUAAACACAGCUCUUUCAACGCCUGCUCCGAUAUUUACUGAGGACACAUUGCAUCAUGUACAAGUAAAUGCUAUUGCGGAUUACUACGGCAUUCAAGGCCUUGCCCUACUUGCCAAUCAAAAAAUUCAACGAGUUUAUUACACCAGUUGGGAUCCCAAAACCUUUGUUAACUCAGCCAAAGCGGCUACCAGUAUCAGUGGCGACAAGUCGCUGCACAAUAUGAUGGCACUUCUCGCAGCCCAGAAACUGAAAGAGCUGCUCAAAUCUGGCCAAUUGCCUAGUUUGGUUGGCGAUUUUGCUGCGUUAGUCUUGACCUUUCAUGCCCAUUUGCUGGAGGCAUCCCAGCGAGAGCAUAAUCAAGUCACCUUGCAACAACAACAGGCUGAGGCCCAGAACCAACAACAACUAGCGCAAGUGCAACAGGCUCAGGCCCAGGCCCAACAACAACUGGCCCAUGUUCAACAGGCUCAGGCCCAAGUUCAACAACAACUGGCUCAAUCCCAACUCGCGGCGGAACAACAACAGAAUGAGCUUCAAGCCAAGUUGCAGGCUGCAGAAGCAAGAGCCACUCGCAUUAUUGAGAAUGUUGAAAAGCUCGUCGACCUAACGUGCCACCAGGAGUUUUGUCGAAAUGGCAGUUGUAAUCAGGGCUUUACAAGCUAUAUUGAGGAAAAUGACGACUUUGCUGAGCCGACGUAUAUGCUUCGGUGCUCUAACUGUAGAUGUCGGCAUUAUGCAAACUAG
Trichoderma gamsii is the source of this 1143-nucleotide messenger RNA. RefSeq lists its product as hypothetical. The coding region runs from base 1 to 1143 and encodes 380 amino acids. Lineage: Eukaryota; Fungi; Ascomycota; Sordariomycetes; Hypocreales; Hypocreaceae. The record is from RefSeq and is a predicted model, not a curated record. Gene Ontology annotation, molecular function: protein binding. The transcript is spliced from 3 exons.